AUGUCUGUCGAGGCAUUGACGCGAAGCGAGCAUGUUCACCUGCGUCCCUGGUAUGAUGCUUCUAACAGAUGUCAAGACUUUGAUUCGAAGCCGCCGGGCGUAAUCCAAAACGCAUGCGCACGCAGUGGAAAAGAUGCAAGUGGAUUAUAUGCGUCUGUCGGUCCCGGCUAUUGA
Molecule: messenger RNA, 174 nt
Organism: Fibroporia radiculosa
Lineage: Eukaryota; Fungi; Basidiomycota; Agaricomycetes; Polyporales; Fibroporiaceae
Exons: 2
Coding region: 1-174 (57 amino acids)
Source: RefSeq, a predicted model, not a curated record